AUGGAACACGAUUCAGAUCGACUGAAUGCCGGUAUUACCAAGCGCAUCCGCCAGGCUUGUGCCAGUUGCCGACGUCGCAAGACAAAAUGCUCCGGAGAGCGACCUGUAUGCUUUCACUGUCGUCGCAGCCGUAAGCGCUGCGUAUAUGAGCCGUACUCGAUGACCAUUGGCGACUCCAGCGCUUGCCAGAGCGCGAUUCUGCAACGGAUCAAUAUGCUCGAGUCGCGUCUGGCCGAGCUCAGCGACCGCGCCGUUCCCCAGUCCCUAACGUCGCCAGCUGAUAUCGGAAUUUCUCUGACUUCAUCGUCCCCUCUACGCUUCAGCGACGAGCAGUGCACCGUUCCUCCUUCCUCAGUGUUGCAAUCCGUCAUCCAAACAUUCUUUGACCACAUUCACAACCGCCCAUACUCAUAUAUUCAAGAGGCCGCCUUCCGGCGGAAACUCGAAAUGGGGCUCGUGCCAAACUGCCUGCUUCUCGCGGUACUAGCGUCCGCUGUUCGCUUUUCCACGCACGAUUAUUACGAAGGACAAAAGCAAGAAGCGACCGAAGUGUACUCCAAAGGGUCAUGGAUGUCGGUGCUCACCGAGCAUCUCACAGUGGCGGAUAAUUUGAGCGUUGAGGUUGUACAAGCCGUGAACUUGCUUGCGAUUGUGGACUAUACGGCGGGUCACGUCAGUUCUGCCUGGCUCAAAGUUGGCGUUGCCGCGCGCAUAUCCCAGGACCUACGCCUGAUGAUGGAUCCUUCCGACGCACUAUCAUUUCCUGAACAGGAGGAGCGCCGGCGGGUCUUCUGGUCAGGGUAUUUACUUGACAGGCUCAUUUCAUGUGGAAAAUCCAGGCCGCUGUGCAUUCACGACGAGGAUUGCCAUGUUCGUCUUCCAUGCGAUGAAGAAACGCUCCAGGCUGGGCAAGUACAGAAAACGCAUACCCUGCACGAGCUCCUCAGCUGGGACUCAAAAAUCGACCACGAUCAGCCUCCUAGUCCAUUCGGACUAGUAAUCUUGAUGGCAUCUAUCUUUGGACGCUGCACUAGAUAUGUCCACCGAGAGUGUAACCCCGAUAAAACGCCGCCGUGGGACACGAAUUCAGAGUUCUCUAAGAUCAACUCGUCCUUGCUGCUGAUGGAAUCCUACUCCAGGAGCAGACGGCUCUCUAUCGUUGAUACGCUUCGUGACAAGGAAUCAACGCACAAGUCAGAAGCAGAGCAGGUAGUAUUCGCUCAUACUCUGUUUCACCUCUGCCACUGUUUACUCAACCAUCCGUUCCUCUCGCGGCUGCGCUUGAGGCCCUUUGGGUCGAAAGUGCCCACCAGCUUUAUUCUGCGUGUCUUACAGGCGGGGAGCGAGCACGCCAACGAGCUACUAGACUUGGUGCGCGGGGCGAGCGAGGCAGGCUUUCCCCUGCAAUCAUCAUUCUACGCAUACUGUAUCGUCGUUGUAGGGGGGAUACAGUCUUUAACGUUCCACUACGAGGCAUCCAGAAACGACCGGGGAUCGGCAGGUACUUUACAACGCUUUCAUGACAGUCUCAACACACUUGAACGGUUAGCGGGGACAUGGUCUCACGCGGCAAACAUGACCGUCCGACUCCGUGAGUUCCACGCUCAGGCACAUAUGUUUUCCUCGCUCCUAGAUCCCGCCUGCAUAACAGACGAGAUGUACGACGCAGCAAUAAUAGCGCUUUGGACAAUGCUUGAUUAUGGUAUGGUGGGCUCCAGUGUCGGUGAUAGCCCCAAUUGCUCGGAGCCACUUAUUUCCAAUAUACCGUCACCUUCGCCAUGGGUUCUGGGAUCUGAUAUAUUCAAUACACCCUCGCUUGAAAUGGGAGACACUGACCCACAUCUGCUCGGUGGUUUGACACCCUUUACGCAUUUCAAUCGUGAAGUGGACAAUCUUUUGCAUCCCUGCUGA
Aspergillus nidulans FGSC A4 is the source of this 1911-nucleotide messenger RNA. RefSeq lists its product as uncharacterized. The coding region runs from base 1 to 1911 and encodes 636 amino acids. Gene Ontology annotation, molecular function: DNA binding; zinc ion binding; DNA-binding transcription factor activity, RNA polymerase II-specific. The record is from RefSeq and is a predicted model, not a curated record. The transcript has 7 exons. Gene Ontology annotation, cellular component: nucleus. Gene Ontology annotation, biological process: regulation of DNA-templated transcription; DNA-templated transcription; regulation of transcription by RNA polymerase II. Lineage: Eukaryota; Fungi; Ascomycota; Eurotiomycetes; Eurotiales; Aspergillaceae.